UGCGAGCGGUGGGGCCCCGCGUCGCUGCGCUCCGGUACCGGUACCGACCCGGCCCCGCGCCGCUCAGCUCUGCUCCCGCCGCCCCCGCCGGACACCACCAGGGGGCAGCUCCUAGCACCCCGUUUCCCCCAAGGCAGCGCCACGAUGGACCCCCCCGGCCCCUCCCCGGCCAGCUAGCUGCGUCCCGCAGGCACCGCCACCCCUAGGCAACAGUAUGGCCCAGCAGCACCGCACCGUGCCCCCCCCGCUCAAGACAGAGGAGGACUACAUCCCAUACCCCAGUGUGCACGAGGUGCUGGGCCGGGAAGGGCCGUUCCCCCUCAUCCUGCUACCACAAUUCGGGGGCUACUGGAUCGAGGGCACCAACCACCAGCUGAGCGGGGCCCCCGAGCCUCCCCUGAACCCAGCACCCGGCACCCGCGUGCGGCUGGAGGGCAACCACACGGCCAAGAUCUACCGCAAGCACUUCCUGGGCAAGGAACACUUCAACUACUACUCUCUGGACCCUGCACUGGGCCACCUUGUCUUCUCCCUCAAAUAUGAUGAACAGGAGCACCUCCACCUGCUGCUGCGCACCCGAUCCCGCACUCUGCAUGAUGUGGUGCCCAUCUCCUGCCUGGCCGAGUUCCCCAAUGUGGUUCAGAUGGCCAAGCUGGUGUGCGAGGACAUCAACGUGGACCGCUUCUAUCCCGUGCUCUACCCCAAGGCCUCCCGUCUCAUCCUCGCCUUCGACGAGCACGUGCUCAGCAACCACUUCAAAUUUGGUGUCAUCUACCAAAAGCUGGGGCAGACCUCAGAAGAAGAGCUCUUCGGCACCACGGAAGAGAGCCCGGCAUUCACCGAGUUCCUCGACAUCCUGGGGCAACGGGUGCAGCUCCGUGACUUCAAGGGCUUUCGGGGAGGGCUCGACGUGACACAUGGGCAGACGGGCAGCGAGUCGGUGUACUGCCACUUCCGGGACAAGGAGAUCAUGUUCCAUGUCUCCACCAAGCUGCCCUACACCGAGGGCGACGCGCAGCAGCUGCAGCGAAAGCGCCACAUCGGCAACGACAUCGUGGCCGUCGUCUUCCAGGACGAGAACACCCCCUUUGUGCCCGACAUGAUUGCCUCCAACUUCCUGCACGCCUUCGUGGUGGUGCAGCUGGAACCCGGCGGCCCCCAGGGGCCCCUCUACAAAGUGUCAGUCACCGCCCGCGACGAUGUCCCCUUCUUUGGGCCGCCGCUGCCCGACCCCGCCGUCUUCAGGAAGGGCCCCGAGUUCCAGGAGUUCCUGCUCACCAAGCUCAUCAACGCCGAGUACGCCUGCUACAAGGCCGAGAAGUUCGCCAAGCUGGAGGAGAGGACACGAGCGGCGCUGCUGGAGACGCUGCACGAGGAGCUGCAGGGCCGCAGCCAGGCCAUGCUGGGGAUGGGCCCCGACGAGGAGCGCCCGGACAACGGCUCGGCUCCGGGCUUCUUCGAGUCCUUCAAGGUGGGGCCGGGAGCUGCUGGGGGGGGCGGAUCGCUGCUGGUGCCCGGGAGCCGCCGGGGCCGCCGUGGCAGCGCCAUCGGUCUGGGCUCGGUGGAAGAGGCGCUGCUGGUCCCCGGGAAGAGCCCGUCCCGGCGGCGGCCCGGCCCGCUCGGCUCGCGCCGCUCCAGCGCCAUCGGUAUCGAGAGCAUCCAGGAGGCGCCGGGCAGGGACGGCCCCGCCUCGGGCAACGACGGCAACUCCUCCGCGCACAGCUCACCCGAGAGCCGGCGGAACCCCGACAGGUCCGGCAUCGGGACACGGAAACACGGACACGGGGACAUGGGGACACACAGACAUGGGAACGCGAGGACAUGUAGACAUGAGGACACAAGGACAUGGGGACGUGGAAACAUGGGGACAGGAGACACGGGAACACAGGGAGAUGACAUCGGGACAUGGGAACGAGGGGACACAGGGAUAGAGAGGCACAACGACACCAGGAUGUGGGGACAUGGGAUCACUGGGAUAUGGGGACACAGAGGUAGGGGGAUACAGGUAUGGAGGGGCACCAGGAUGCAGUAUGGCACAGGAACUGGGCAGGUCCCAUUGGCAGCCAAUGACGAAGGGAUGAGGCAGUGUGGGGAUGGGGUGACACGGGGGGAGGGCACGUACAGGGGUCUCGGGUGGCACGGGGCCAGCUCUGUCCCUCACAGGGCGGAGAGGCCGGAGCCUCUGCAGGACUUCUCCCGCUCGUCCUCCAGUGCCAGCAGCUUUGGCAGCGUGGCCGAGGAGCCGGACGAGCAGCCCGUGGGCGAGCAGGGCAGGGUAUGGGGUCAGGGGGCUGAGGUUGGGGGGGGAGAGGUGGGUGCUGGGGAUGCAGUAGCACGUCACCCCACCCUGUGCCCGCAGGACAGCUGUUCAUCCUUGGGGACCCCCCGGCAGCGUGACACCUCUGCCGACCCCCCCUGGCCAGAGGAGCCCCCCGGCACCCCCCCAGGUACCUGUCCCUGCAGCUUUGGGCCACUGGGCUCACCCAUGGGUGCUCAUGCUCCCCCCUACACAGGCAGUGCUUGCCACCCCGAGAUCAAAAUCCAGCUGGAGCAGCCUCCCCCAACCCCGGUGAGGCUGAGACCCCCUCCCCAUGACCCUCCCAUGCUCCCCAACCCCCAAACAGCUCUACAGCCCUUAUUGUUCCCUGCACAGGGCUCGUAGCCGACCCCCACACCCCAGGGGGGCACCGCUGGAGGAGGGUCCCUGCUGUGCCCCCCCCCCCCGCAGUGCCCCCCACCGCUCACAUCCAGGAGCCGAAGCCAUCGUCCCCACUGCGGGAUUGGGGCCCACCUAUAGGGUCCCCCCCCCAAUUCCAGACAAUCUCCUUCACCCCAAUGCCCCCUUUUGGGGGGGUGGGAGGGGGAUGGGUACAGGGACGCGCACAGUGCAAUGCUCCCCCCCCGACCCCAAAUGCAGAGUGGGGCCAGACCCAGUGUGCCCCAUCCAAAAAA
Molecule: messenger RNA, 2952 nt
Organism: Phasianus colchicus (ring-necked pheasant)
Lineage: Eukaryota; Metazoa; Chordata; Aves; Galliformes; Phasianidae
Source: RefSeq, a predicted model, not a curated record